AUGUCACUAUCUACACUGAAAUGGGGUUGCUGUACUAACGAGGAGGCCGAGGAGCAUGAACAGCUUAUCAACUGUAUUCGAUGCAAUAAGUCGUAUCAUUUCCUUUGCCUGUCUUUACCGGAGAUUCCAGCUGACUCCGAUGUUUAUCGCCAAUGGAAGUGCCCAGUAUGUAUGAUUCUAACCUCAAAAACUAGAACAAAAGAUUGUACACCUGUCCGUAACACGAGUGUCUCAACCACGCGAGGUAGCAAAAGACAGGCACUAAACUCACCUCCUGAGUCCUCCGCUGUCACAGCUGAGGAUGUCCGCUCGAUCGAGCAGAGCGUCAUUGAGACUGAGUUUGCUACAUUACUUAAACAGCUCAAUAACACUUUAGUUAGCACGCUUAACAAAGAGCUAGAACCGCUUAAAACCGAUAUAGAAGAAUUGAAAACAUCGUUUACAUUUCAUACAAAAGAAUUUGAUGAACUUAAAUCGGAACAUGUCAUAGUGAAAAGCAACAUAAUUAAUUUAAAAGAGGAAAAUCAGCAGUUAAAUAAUACAGUCUCGGAGUUACGUCAAAAAUUGAAUUAUUUAGAGCAACACGCGCGGUCGAACAACUUGGAGAUACAAUGUUUGCCUGAGAAUGCAAAAGAAAACCUAUACACUGUAGUCAAACAAUUGGGUUCUGUGGUUGGAUGCGAGUUAAAGGAUGGCGACAUUCUGCACGCCACUCGUACAGCUAAACUCAACAAAAGCAUUGCUCGCCCGCGGUCUGUUGUCGUUCAGCUUGCUUCACCAAGAACGCGUGACCAAACAACAGUAUGUGAGGAUUGUCAGAGGAAUAAAACCAGCUAUGCACAAGUAUCACAAUCUCCACAACUAACAAUAGAUCCAACAGAAGCAUCAGGCGAGAAGGUACUGCGUGAAGUCAACAAGAAAUUGGAGGUACUUCAUGGCGUUGAGAAAAAGCUAGGAGAACUUACUAGCGCUGUUGAGUUCUAUGCGGAAAUGUACCAAACACUAUUGGAAUAUAAGGAAGAAUCACAAAAGAAGAUUAAGGCGCUUGAGCAGAAAAAUAUCUACUUGGAAAAAUAUAAUAUGGCUUUGGAAGAAAGAGUACAGGAACUCGAGUUAAAAGACAAAGAAAAUGAAAUAGAAAUACAUGGUCUAGAGGCACGCCAAAGUGAAGAUAUCAAAUCAGUUGUUCAAGAUGUUGCUCAAAUAUUAAAUUUAAACCCGGAGGAUAUCGAAGACGCAAUGAGGGUAGGACAAAAAAAACCGCAUGAAUCAAAACCUAAAGUCGUAGUAGUUACACUGCGAUCUAAAUGUACCCGCAAAACAUGGAUGAUGGCGAAAAAAGGCAAGAAAAUUACUAAUGACAAAGUUUUUCGUAAUGGCAACAACGAUCAAAUCUACAUCAACGAAGCACUGCCAAAGUUUAAACGACAACUCCUGUGGACGGUAAGAAAAAAAUUAAAACCAAAAGGUUAUCAGUACAUUUGGGUUCAAAAUGGAAGUAUUCUAGUAAAAAAGAACAGCGAGGAAAAGAGAAUUUUUAACGUAAGAACGGAGAAGGAUUUAGAAAUAUUCGUAGAAAUGCAAAAUUCCGAGUAA
Messenger RNA from Arctia plantaginis, 1596 nucleotides. NCBI's taxonomy places the organism in Eukaryota, Metazoa, Arthropoda, Insecta, Lepidoptera, Erebidae. The record is from the annotation of a GenBank genome assembly.